UUCACAUAAUUGCCGUAAACAUAAAAAAAAUGUUUUUUUUUUAGAUCAAGUAUCACCGUUUUAUACGCUCAUUUUGGUAUGAGACCUGCUAAUUAAAAUCUGUUAAUAAUGUGUAAGUAGGUUAUUAAAGAUUAUAUAUAUCUAUUUAAGUGUUAAUUAGUUGUACGUGUUAGUGGUUCCGCAAAAUUCUACAUCAUAAAAAAUAAGAUUCUACAAAAAGAAAAGAACCAAGCUUAUUCAUUCUAAAGUGGCAGCCCUAAUGUAUUAAUAGUGAGUUUAUCACGAGGUCAACGGUCAGAUGUAUUGACGGCGAGAGAUCCAAUUCUCAUUCGUACAUACGCUAAGCCAACGAUACAACGUACGAUGAAGAUAUUAUUCAGCUGUUUAUUGCUGUACAAUAUUGCAAGAGUCUUAUCGCUCAACCUAGAUUAUUUAGACCCCGUCAAAUUACAAACGAAGACAUCACCAAAAGUUCAAGAAGAUGCAGCUAACCGUAUCAUUAGUAAGUACCUAUCGUAUGUUAAAGUCGUCGUGAAUCCUGUAUUGUUUAACGACCACAAAGAUGUCUUCUCUCUCCGCACUAUCGACGGGACGCUGCAAAUUCGUGCGAGCACUGGAGUCGCGGCAGUUUGGGGCUUCAACUACUACCUCAAGAAGUACUGCAAGAGUCAAAUAGCGUGGCAAGUACAGAGGGUGUCCAUCCCUAAUCCACUACCCGAAGUCGACGAAACUGUGAUAGCGAACGACAGAUUCCGAUAUUAUCAAAACGUUUGCACGGCGUCUUACAGUUUCGUUUGGUGGAACCAAGCCCAAUGGACUGAUCACGUGGAAUGGAUGGCGUUAAAUGGGAUAAACAUUGCGCUCGCACCAGUAGCCCAAGAAGCUGCGUGGGAUAAAGUUUACACGCAAUUGGGUAUGACGAGGGAUGAAAUCAACGACCAUUUCACUGGGCCUUCCUUCCUCGCUUGGCUGAGAAUGGGCAACGUUCACGGCUGGGGCGGGCCGUUGUCCCAGGCGUGGCAUGACCAGCAGAAAGGGAUUCAGGAUUUAAUCGUCGACUACAUGUUCCAACUCGGCAUGGUGCCCGUUUUACCAGCCUUCAACGGUCACGUACCCAAGGCGUUUGAAAGGAUAUUCCCGAACACAACAUUUCACCAAGUGGAAACUUGGAACAAAUUCAACAGCGACUACUGUUGCAACCUAUUCCUCGAUCCGAAAGAGCCGCUAUUCAAAACGCUCGGCACAAUGUUCUUGACACAAGUCACCGGCGGAACCGGAACUGGUCACGUCUAUACAGCGGAUCCGUUCAACGAAAUCAAAAUCGAAAUGUGGUCCACGUGGUUGGUAGAGGAAAGUGCGAAAUCAAUAUUUUCCGCCAUGAAACAAGUCGACCCAAACGCCGUGUGGCUCGUCCAGAACUGGAUGUUCGUCCACAACCCACUACUGUGGCCACUCAGCAGAGUGCAAACUUUCCUCACGUCAGUGCCCAACGGUCGGAUGCUAGUAUUAGAUUUACAAUCUGAACAAUGGCCUCAGUACAAUUUAUAUCAAAUGUAUUAUGGUCAACCGUUUAUUUGGUGUAUGUUGCACAAUUUCGGCGGCACUUUAGGUAUGUUUGGAAGCAUGCAAACUAUCAAUAAGGACGUAUACGAGGCUAGAAAACAGCUGAAUAGUACAAUGAUCGGCACAGGUCUGACUCCCGAAGGAAUAAAUCAAAACUAUGUAGUUUACGAUCUAAUGCUCGAAUCGGCGUGGCGUCCGCGCCCGGUUGAAGAUUUAAACGAAUGGGUGAGCGAUUACGCAGAGAGACGCUACGGGUGCAACGCUACAGCUCGCGGUUGGAGAUAUUUAUUGAAAAGUGUGUACAAUUUUGAAGGUCUCAACAGAAUGAGAGGCAAAUACGUCGUAACCCGUCGGCCGAGCUUCAAAAUUCAACCUUGGGCUUGGUACAACAGCAGCGACCUUUUUAAAGCGUUGAGAACUUUCGUUUUCAUUGAAGAAAACAUAUGUGACUCCGACGGUUACAGACACGAUCUAGUCGACAUAACCAGGCAAGCGUUACAGUACAGAGCCGAGCAGCUGUAUAUCAGUUUACUGAGUGACCGUCGAUCGAACAGCUUGAUAUUUAGCUUUUCCAUAAAUCGCUUUUUCGAUGCUAUGCGAGACAUGGAGAACAUAUUGGCAACGAACAGAGAUUUUACGAUGUCUUACUGGUUACAGUUUUUAAGUAACAUUAGACGGAUGGGAUUAAGUUCCCAAGAUUCCUUUUUGUACGAAAUGAAUGCCCGCAACCAGAUAACGUUGUGGGGACCGAACGGUGAGAUCACCGACUACGCGUGCAAACAGUGGGCGGAGCUAUUCCACUAUUACUACAUACCCAGAUGGUCGACGUUCCUAAACUUGGCUUUGGACGCUAAGAAUAGGAAUGAAACUUUCGACGAGAAGAGUGCACAGAGAGUUGUGAGAUCCUCUGUCGAAGAGAAGUUCCAGACAAUGCAAAUCGACCAACUCCCCAGUAAUGAUACAAGGAUGCUUGCAAUGCAGUUGUACGAGAAAUGGGCCUACGUAUCGGGUCUGGAGGACUUGCCCAAUAGAAUUAUACAACGCGAUCCAGAGAAAACUACGACAUUAGCCGAUACUGACACGGAGGGCGAAGACUAUACAGACUUCACUCCGUCAAUAAUGUACAUGCAUCCUACAACAACGUUUUAAAAUGAAAUGUACUCGAGUAUUUUUUUUUAUUAUAUAAAUAAAAAUUGAUAAUGUUAUGCAG
Messenger RNA from Bicyclus anynana (squinting bush brown), 2773 nucleotides. It is a transcript of the gene Naglu, whose product is annotated as alpha-N-acetylglucosaminidase. The transcript has a single exon. The record is from RefSeq and is a predicted model, not a curated record. Bases 364 to 2712 code for a protein of 782 amino acids. NCBI's taxonomy places the organism in Eukaryota, Metazoa, Arthropoda, Insecta, Lepidoptera, Nymphalidae.